This is a messenger RNA of Solanum verrucosum, 1087 nucleotides long. Its product is annotated as trihelix transcription factor ASIL2. The coding region runs from base 31 to 1011 and encodes 326 amino acids. Gene Ontology annotation, molecular function: transcription cis-regulatory region binding. Gene Ontology annotation, cellular component: nucleus. NCBI's taxonomy places the organism in Eukaryota, Viridiplantae, Streptophyta, Magnoliopsida, Solanales, Solanaceae. The transcript has a single exon. The record is from RefSeq and is a predicted model, not a curated record.
AUUUGAUAUUCUGUAAUACCACCCACAACAAUGGCGACUUUAUCUCCAUCAACUCAAGAUUUCUCUACCACCCCAUCACAGAUUCUGUCCUCAUCCAACGUUACAGUUGCGGUGGCUUCUCGCCGUCUUCCGCCGCCGUGUUGGUCACAUGAGGAGACAGUAGCGCUCAUUGAUGCUUAUAGGGAUAAGUGGUAUUCUCUACGGAAGGGGAAUCUACGGGCUAAUCAUUGGCAGGAAGUUGCUGAUGCUGUUGGUUCUAGUUGCCCUGUUGAUCCCCCGAAGACCGCUGUGCAGAGCCGGCAUAAGAUGGAGAAGCUUCGGAAACGUUAUCGUGCUGAAAUCCAGCGUGCUGCUCCGUAUGGUGGGGCUCGAUCUCAUCGUUAUUGCUCUGCUUGGGUACAUUUUAAGCGUAUGGAUAUGAUGGAGAGAGGUCCUAAUGCUGUUUCUCCACCUCCCAGUGAGGAUGAAGCUGAUGAGGAUGUAGAAGAUUACCAUCAAAAUGGCGUUAAACUUGUUGGGGAUUUGUAUGGUAAAAAUGUGAAUAUAGGUAAUCGGAGUAGUUUCCAAGGGGUUGUGAGUAAUGGAGGAGGUGGGUUUAGGAUCCGGAUACCUGGGAUGCCCGGGUUAGCUCCUCCAAUGGCGAAACCGUAUAGUAGAUUUGAGGAGGCUCGAGUUGAAACCCCUAGAAAUUUUGGGUCUAGUCAGAUGUUCAGGGAUGGGUUCGUGAAGAAAGCUGAUUUGGGGAAAAGGGUUGUUGGUGAAGGAGUGGGGGAGAAGAAAAAGGAGGACCCCAUGGUGGAUGCGAUAAAGGUAUUAGGUGAUGGAUUUGUCAGAAUGGAGAGGAUGAAGAUGGACGCGGCAAGAGAGUUGGAAGUGAUGAGAAUGGAAAUGGAGAUGAAAAGAACUGAGAUGAUACUCGAGUCACAGCAAAGGAUUGUGGAGGCGUUUGCUCAGGCGUUAUCGGAGAAGAAAUAUGAGAAGGCCAAGAGAAUGCCAACUCCUGAAUGCUAGAUUAAUCUUAGGUGUGUGAUGAAGUUUUCUUUUUUGGUGAAUAUUUUGCAGCAUUGAAUUGCAGAAUGCAUACUGG